This is a messenger RNA of Nannospalax galili (Upper Galilee mountains blind mole rat), 1754 nucleotides long. RefSeq names its product zinc finger CCCH-type, RNA binding motif and serine/arginine rich 2 (gene Zrsr2). Gene Ontology annotation, molecular function: pre-mRNA 3'-splice site binding; metal ion binding. Gene Ontology annotation, cellular component: spliceosomal complex; U2AF complex. NCBI's taxonomy places the organism in Eukaryota, Metazoa, Chordata, Mammalia, Rodentia, Spalacidae. Gene Ontology annotation, biological process: mRNA splicing, via spliceosome. The record is from RefSeq and is a predicted model, not a curated record.
GGCCCGGCUCUUAACUCCUUGAACCCCGGGCACCGCCUGAUGCCGCCUGAGGAGAAAGCCGGUGCCACAGCGGCCCCAAGGCGCUGAGUAAGAAAAGAUUGUGUCCUUGGCAGAGGAAAAGCAGCGCAGGCAUCUUCGAUCUCCGGAGGGUGGAGAGGCGGAGGCAAUAUGGCAGCGCCCAAGCCAGCUGUGUUCACCGAAAAACUGAGCCACAAGAAGUACAGGGCUGCCCUGAAAAAGGAGAAAAGGAAGAAAAGGCGGCAGGAACUCGCUCGACUGAGAGAUUCAGGAGUGUCACAGAAAGAGGAAGAGGAAGACACGCUUUUUGAAGAAAAGCAAUUAAAAGAAGAACUACAAUUGGAGAAAGAAAGACAAUUAUUACAUGAAGAGUGGUUACUGAGGGAACAGAAGGCACAAGAAGAAUUCAGAGCAAAGAAGAAAAAAGAAGAGGCAGCUAGAAAACGGAGGGAAGAGGAAGAGAGAAAGUUAAAGGAAGAAUGGGAAGAACAACAGAGAAAAGAGAGAGAGGAGGAAGAGCAGAAACUGCAGGAGAAGAGAGAGCGAGAGGAAGCUGUGCAGAAGAUGCUGGAUCGGGCUGAAAAUGAGUUGGAAAAUGGUGGCCCCUGGCAGAACCCAGAACCUCCCAUGGAUGUAAGAGUACUGGAAAAAGAUCGAGCCAAUUGUCCAUUCUACAGUAAAACGGGAGCUUGCAGAUUUGGAGAUAGGUGUUCACGUAAACAUAACUUCCCCAUGUCGAGUCCCACCCUUCUUCUUAAGAGCAUGUUUACAACGUUUGGAAUGGAGCAGUGUAGGAGAGAUGACUAUGAUCCCGAUGCAAGCCUGGAGUACAGUGAGGAGGAGACCUACCAGCAAUUCUUAGACUUCUAUCACGAUGUGCUGCCGGAGUUCAAGAAUGUGGGCAGAGUGAUUCAGUUUAAGGUCAGCUGCAACUUGGAACCUCAUCUGAGGGGCAAUGUGUAUGUUCAAUACCAAUCGGAGGAAGAAUGCCAAGCAGCCUUUUCUGUUUUUAAUGGGCGAUGGUAUGCGGGACGACAGCUUCAGUGUGAAUUCUGCCCAGUGACCCGGUGGAAAAUGGCAAUUUGUGGUCUAUAUGAAUUACAGCAGUGCCCAAGAGGAAAACACUGCAACUUCCUUCAUGUGUUCAGAAAUCCCAACAAUGAAUUCAGGGAAGCUAAUAGAGACAUUUACCUGUCUCCAGAUUGGACUGGGUCCUCCUUUGGUAAGAACUCUGAGAGGAGAGAGAGGACAAGCCACCAUGAUGAAUACUAUAGCAGGUCGAGAAAAAGGAGAAGCCCUAGCCCAGACGUCUCCUACAAGAGAAAUGGGGAGUCUGAAAGGAAGGGUAAUAGGAAUCACAGGGGGAAAAAAUCUCACAAACACCCGACAAGGAGUCGAAAGAGGCACAGCUCACCAAGUAGGGGGAAGAAAAGGGACUACAGCCUGGUCCGGAAGUCAGAGCCGAAGGAGACGACGGAGCCGGAGCCGGAGCCGGAGCCGGAGCUCAUCCAGGUCCUGGAGUCGUGGCGCGAGGAGAUCAGAUAGCAGAGACAGAACCAUCUAGAGUCCCAAAUCCAAAUAUACUUGCUUUGUUCUUAAAUGUCUGUCUGUCUUUUUAUAGCGCCUAUAUACCUGGAUAGGUAAUUUACAUGUCUAGCCAAAUCCUGAAAUCUUUUUUAAAAUUUUUAUUAUUUUUAUUUUAAGUAAGUGCACCUGUGUCAUGCAAUGCCCUCGGA